CUGAUUUUUUAUGUGCUCUUUCAGGGUGCUGUUCAAGGACCCGAAGAGUUUGCAGAGGGAGUAGUGCUCGGUGUAAAAGGUCUUUUUGGUGCAACAGUUGGUGGUGGUGCUGGUGCGGUAUCUCGAAUUGCGGGAACUCUUGGAAAAGGUGUUGCUGUAUUGACGCUUGAUGAAGAGUACCAACGCAAACGGCAGCAGGUGAUGAGUAGACGACCGAAAACCAUUGGUGAAGGUGUGGCUCGUGGUGCUAAAGGUGUUGGGCAAGGAAUCUAUGAAGGCAUCACCGGUAUUGUCGCGAAACCUCUUGCCGGUAUAUUUGUUGUUAUAGUAUUUUCUUUUUUUGUAUUCAAAAAUUCGUCCACUGUUCCUAACUGGACUUUUGUAUAUGUUUGUGUAUGCUGA
Gongylonema pulchrum is the source of this 402-nucleotide messenger RNA. NCBI's taxonomy places the organism in Eukaryota, Metazoa, Nematoda, Chromadorea, Rhabditida, Gongylonematidae. The record is from the annotation of a GenBank genome assembly.